Molecule: messenger RNA, 360 nt
Organism: Thelazia callipaeda (thelaziosis nematode)
Lineage: Eukaryota; Metazoa; Nematoda; Chromadorea; Rhabditida; Thelaziidae
Source: the annotation of a GenBank genome assembly
UUGCUUUUAGGAGCUCUUCAAGAUUUCUUCCGUGUUUAUUUUGCAAGCACAUACUCAUUAUCGAUAACAUGCUGUGCGCUGUAUCAGAAAAAUAUUUUAUAUAAUGUGGCUGCUAAAAAUUACGAAACAACAUCGAAACAAGUUGCUAUUCCUUAUCUUUACUCAUACAGAGUACCUCAUUUGAUAUUUGGUAAUUUUGAUUACUGGUAUUCGCAAAGGAAAAAACAGUUUGAACUUCAUGACUUUCAUAUUUUGGGUUUUUCUGUGUUGCCAUGGUAUAAGGAUAUACCAGGUACAGACAAAAAAUUUUUUGCGCCAAAGUAUGAACGAGUCUCUUUAACAAAUAGUAUUUUUGUUUAG